AUGUCCUCAACUUUCGAAACAUUACCAGAUGAAGUUUUAAUGCUUAUCUUCAAUUAUUCAGGUGAUUCAAGCAUGAUAUUUCAAACAUUUCUCGGGCUGAAUCAACGUCUCAACAACAUUCUCGUUGAUAAACGUUUGCAUUUACUUGCUAAUUUCUUACAUAUUGGCGCACGUGCUGCAAAUUUUGAUGAUAACUAUAAUUCUGUAGAGUUUCAAGAUGUUUCACGCCGAUUGUCAUUCGUGAAUACUACAGUUAACGAACAGGAACUUGAUCAGUAUUUCUAUUCGUUGAUUGUAUUUUAUAUUAGACAACAGUAUACACAAUUGGAAGAUCAAAUUCAAUCAACUUUGGAAAAAUGUCAAUCAGUACGUCAGCAGUUUGCCACAAACGAAAUAGUGGAUGCAGAUAGACAACUAAAAAAAUCUUUCAACGACCUACUAGACUAUCCUGUCACUCGUAAUUCGGUCAAAACAAUCGAAACACUAGUCUUCAGUAGAGGUGCUCGUCUUGAAUGCUCUGAUGAUGAGUUAAACCAAUACAAUUUGGCUACAGCCAUUAAUAAACUGUUACUUAUUCAUCUCAAUAAUGUUCACGCUGCAAGACCAUUAUUCAUCUACUCGGUUACUCGAAUGUUCAAAGCGCUCAUCAUUUCAAAUAUUCGACUUUUGAAUAAUCGAGGUUAUACUGGUAAUGGUGGUUGCAAGGUUUGGUAUUUUCUUUUUUAUUCUGUCUAUCAACUACAGUAUUUUUAUUACACUCCACCUGAUGUCUUUAUUAAUAUGAAAUGUUAUCGAGCUGUAUUAGAUUUACUUCUUUUUGCUAUACAAUGUCAGAAACAUGCUUUCAAUAUUCAACGUUGGGCUGAAGAAAGUAUUUUUGAUAUAUUGGAUAUGAUUUAUUCAAUUGAACUAGCAUAUAAGAACGGAAUCUUAAUUAAGACUAUUCAAUACGAAAUUUUGAACAUUAUCAUUGAUAAUUAUGUUUCAACCGUAACAGCACCAUGGGAUGAGAAUUUGAAUGAAAAAUUUCGAUCAAUUCUAAGUAGUUUAAUCAAAAAGAAUCGACUUGAUAUUGUUCUACUUCUUCAUCGUCGAAUUGAACACGUACAACACUUCUUUAAUCAGUUAAGAAAUAAUCCUCGGAAAGGUAUCAAUUUCAUGACAGGAAGUCGAAUAGGGCGAGAACUAUUCAAUAUUCUCAUCGAGAAGAAACCGUUGGAAACUUGUUUUACUGAUAAAGAGUUGUUAUUUAUACUGUUGCAAAAGAAAGAACGUAAAUCACUUCAAAAACUAUUGCAAUUAUCACCUCUUCUUCUCGAUCAAUCAGACGAAAAUGGAAACGAUCCAUUACUCUAUGUCUGUCUCAAAGUUCGUGGUUGUCGACAUCGAAUAGUGGAAUUUCUACUCAAGAUUGGAUGUAAUCCUCAAAGACAAAAUUUCAACGGCGAAAAUUUCGUCGAUGCAAUAAAAUUGAGUAGAAACCGAACAUUAUUGGAAAAACUAGUCGAAGAGGCAGUAAUUAAAAUCGACGACGAAUCUGGAAUGGUUCAGCUUAUUUUGGAGGAACAAAAAGAGUCAUGA
Molecule: messenger RNA, 1581 nt
Organism: Rotaria sp. Silwood2
Lineage: Eukaryota; Metazoa; Rotifera; Eurotatoria; Philodinida; Philodinidae
Source: the annotation of a GenBank genome assembly